Molecule: messenger RNA, 1746 nt
Organism: Capronia epimyces CBS 606.96
Lineage: Eukaryota; Fungi; Ascomycota; Eurotiomycetes; Chaetothyriales; Herpotrichiellaceae
Exons: 2
Coding region: 1-1746 (581 amino acids)
Biological process (GO): xenobiotic detoxification by transmembrane export across the plasma membrane
Cellular component (GO): membrane
Molecular function (GO): fluconazole transmembrane transporter activity; xenobiotic transmembrane transporter activity
Source: RefSeq, a predicted model, not a curated record
AUGGCCGAACUGUUUCGGGACACUGUUGCUGGUCAGCUAUUGCGGCUAAUCACGGGCAAAAGAAUUCUUCAGUACCCUGAAGAACGAGACGCGUCCAUAUGGCAGAAGUAUGUUAACCUCGAAAAGUCUACCAACAUGGCCAUGCAUGGCAGCACCGAUCCGCCUGCCGCAGAGGAAACGGGAGAGCUUGCUACACGUGCUCCGUCUUAUGACAGGGCGCAUCGCCAUUCAGAACAAUCGCCUUCUUCGAGCUCGUCGUCAACAACGUUCGAGGAUGGCAAUGGCCUUGUCAAUACCGUCAGUGAACAAAAAGUCGAUGUAGAGAACGGACGAGUCGCAGAUAUUGUCGAUUGGUAUGGGCCGGACGAUCCUGAAAACCCCCAAAACUGGAGCAUAACCAAAAAAAUCUUGGUCACAUUCGAAAUCUGCCUACUCACGUUCUCAGUCUACGUUGGGUCAGCCAUCUACACGGCCGGGAUCCCGGAUGUCAGCAGAACCUUUGGAGUCAGUGAAGUGGCUGCCACUCUUGGUCUCACUCUCUUCGUCCUAGGCUAUGCUAUUGGUCCAAUGCUCUGGUCUCCUAUGUCGGAGGUUCCUCAGAUCGGUCGCGGCCCGAUUUACAUCGGAACCCUUGCGCUUUUCGUCAUCUUGCAAGUUCCCACCGCAUUGGCGACCAACUUCGGCAUGCUUUUGGCGUUCCGCUUUCUCACCGGCUUUAUUGGGUCUCCUUCAUUGGCGACCGGCGGCGCUUCUAUUGCUGACAUGUAUACACCGUCCAAGCGGACGUAUGGCAUGGCCGUGUGGGGUAUUGGCGCAGUGUGCGGCCCGGUCCUAGGUCCUCUCAUCGGCGGGUUCGCGGCCGAGGCCAAGGGGUGGAAAUGGACAAUCUGGGAGCUCAUGUGGCUGUCUGGCUUUACCCUCGUGCUUUUGACCUUUCUCAUGCCCGAGACUUCAUCGGCCAAUAUCCUCUAUCGACGUACGAUGCGACUCCGCAGGCUGACGAGCAACGGGAAACUGAUAUGCGAGCCUCAACUCAUCGGGGAACAGAUGACCGGAAAGGACAUUGUCAUGAUGGUCCUGGUCCGGCCGUUCACGUUAUCAUUUACAGAACCCAUGGUUUUCCUCUUGAACAUGUACAUUGCUCUCAUCUACGGCCUCCUGUACAUCUGGUUCGAGAGCUUUCCAAUCGUGUUCUCCGGAAUCUACCACUUCAGCCUUGGACUCGAAGGGACCGCAUUCCUGGGCAUCUUUGUCGGGGUCUUGAUUACUCUCCCGCCAUUUGUCUGGUACCAGAUGAAGUACAUUGAGCCCAAAUUCAACGACAAAGGCGAACUGCAGCCCGAGUGGCGACUUCCUCCGGCAUUUGUUGGCGCGUUUGCCAUUCCCAUCUGCAUGUUCUGGUUCGGAUGGUCAGCCAGACCGGACAUACAUUGGAUCAUGCCCAUCAUUGGCACGGGCUUUUUCAGCAUUGGAGCUUUUCUGCUCUUUAACAGUGCACUCAACUAUUUGGCAGAUGCCUAUCCCUUGCAUGCGGCGAGCGUGUUAGCAGGGAACGACUUGUUUCGAUCCUCAAUUGGCGCUGGGUUCCCGCUCUUUGCGUCAGCCAUGUACAAGAAGCUUGGGGUCAAUUGGGCCAGCUCUACGCUUGGGUUCCUCGCGAUUGCAUUCAUUCCAAUCCCUUUUUUGUUGUUCAAGUUCGGCGAGCGAUUGAGAAGAGCUAGCAGAUAUGCUCAGAAGGACUACUAG